Rhipicephalus microplus (southern cattle tick) is the source of this 641-nucleotide messenger RNA. RefSeq names its product tubulin alpha-1C chain. Gene Ontology annotation, molecular function: structural constituent of cytoskeleton; GTP binding. Gene Ontology annotation, cellular component: microtubule. The record is from RefSeq and is a predicted model, not a curated record. Gene Ontology annotation, biological process: microtubule-based process. NCBI's taxonomy places the organism in Eukaryota, Metazoa, Arthropoda, Arachnida, Ixodida, Ixodidae.
CCACAGUUCUGCGAGGACGAAGAGCCAUGCAAGGUUCCGGGUCGUCGUCCGUUUCUCUGAGGGAGUGCAUCAGCGUCCACAUCGGCCAGGCCGGCGUGCAGAUUGGAAACGCCUGCUGGGAACUCUACUGUCUCGAACAUGGCAUCUAGCAGGAUGGCCGGAUGCCAAGCGACAAGGUCUCCGGCGGCAUUGACGAAUCCUUCAACACUUUUUUUGCUGAAACUGGCGCCGGCUGUCAUGUGCCACGUGCCGUAUUCGUUGAUCUCGAGCCGACUGUUGUCGACGAGGUUCGCUCUGGCGCCUACCGGCAGCUGUACCACCCGGAGCAGCUAAUCUCUGGCAAGGAAGACGCUGCCAACAACUAUGCGCGUGGUCACUACACCAUAGGUAAGAAGAUUGUCGACCUCGUGCUUGACCGCAUCCGGAAGCUGGCCGACCAGUGCAUGGGCCUCCAAGGUUUCCUCGUGUUCCACAGCUUCGGCGGUGGCACUGGCUCCGGAUUCACGUCGCUUCUCAUGGAGCGCCUUUCCGGCGACUACGGCAAGAAGUCCAAGCUCGAGUUCUCCAUCUACCUAGCACCUCCGCCAGAAGUUGUUACGCACAAUCCAGAUUAUGUAAGAAUAACUAUUUAUUGGGGCUAA